CUGACAGAACACGUGAACGUGGAAAAAGCUCUGAACUUUGCCUUUCUCGAAUUUCAAACUCUCGAUAUUUUGGCGACGCGGGACGCAUUCUCCGGUACCUGAUGCGGCCAUUUCGCCGCCGCCGCCGCAGAAGAUGAUCGCCUCCGCCGCGGGACAUGGCCGGCCACGCCGUCGACUCCCUCGCGUCCCUCCUCUCCGCGGCCGUGUCGGCUCGCUCCUCUCUCCUCGGCCGAGCCACGCACGCCCGCAUCGUCAAGACCCUUCGCCACCCGCUUCCUGCUCUGGUCUCCGACCACCUCACCCACAUGUACUCCAAGCUGGACCUCCCCGGCUCGGCCCAGCUCGUCCUCCGCCUCAACCCGACUCGCUCCGUCGUCUCCUGGACCUCGCUGAUCUCUGGGUCUGCCCAGAACGGCCACUUUAGCUUCUCCCUGCUUAUGUUCGUUGACAUGCUGAGGGAGUGCAUUCGGCCUAAUGAUUUCACCUUCCCCUGCGCGUUCAAGGCCUCUGGCGGUCUUUGCAUGCCCGUUACUGGGAAGCAGAUUCAUGGGAUUGCCAUUAAGGUGGGUGAAAUGGUCGAUGUGUUCGUUGGUAGCAGUGCUUUUGAUAUGUACUGUAAGACGGGGCUUAAAGAUGAUGCGAGGAAGCUGUUCGACGAAAUGCCCCAGAAGAACAGAGUAGCGUGGAAUACGUAUAUUUCCAACGCGGUGCUGGACGGAAUGCCCCAGGAUUGUAUUGGCGCAUUUAUUAAGUUUAGGAGAGUGGGUGGUGUUCCUGAUUAUAUAACAUUGAGUGCAUUUCUCAACGCCUGUUCGGACACGGCAAAUUUAGAGCUUGGUCACCAGCUCCAUGGGUAUGUUCUUAGAAGCGGGUUGGAGGCGGACAUCUCUGUAGCGAAUGGAUUGGUCGAUUUCUAUGGGAAAUGUGGGGAGGUUAGUUGUUCCGAGAUGGUGUUUGACGAAAUUCGCGAGCCAAAUGACGUGUCUUGGUGCUCACUAAUGUCUACGUUAGUGCAGAAUCAUGAGCAAGAAAAGGCUUGCAUGGCUUUCUUAAUGGCUAGGAAAGAAGGGAUUCGGCCGACAGAUUUCUUGGUAUCCUCUGUGCUCAAUGCCUGUGCUGGCUUAGCAGGGCUUGAACUUGGUAGGUCAGUUCAUUCACUUGCUAUUAAGGCAUGCGUGAUGGGAAAUAUUUUUGUCAGCACUGCACUGGUUGACAUGUAUGGAAAAUGUGGAUGUAUUGAGGAUGCGGAAGUUGCCUUCCAUGGCAUGCCGCAAAGAAAUCUGAUUACUUGGAAUUCUUUGAUCGGUGGUUAUGCACAUCAAGGGCUUGCCGAUAUGGCUGUUGCUGUGUUUGAGAAAAUGCUGUCAAGUUGCAGUGAGGUGAUACCAAAUUAUGUGACCUUCGUGUGUUUAUUGGCAGCUUGUAGUCGAGCAGGAAAUGUAGAGCUUGGUAUGGAUAUCUUCGCAUCAAUGAGAAGAAGACAUGCAAUUGAACCUGGGCCAGAGCAUUAUGCAUGUAUUGUGGAUCUGCUAGGGCGGGCUGGCAUGUUAAAGCAGGCAUAUGACUUUAUCAUGAAAAUGCCAUUUCGACCCACGAUAUCAAUAUGGGGAGCCCUCUUAGGGGCUUGUAGGAUCCACAGGAAUCCAGAACUUGGUAGAAUUGCAGCUGAAAACUUAUUUCAACUUGAUCCGAAAGACUCUGGCAAUUUCGUGGUUCUUUCAAAUUCAUUGGCAGCUGCUGGAAGAUGGGAGGAAGCCACCAAUGUGAGGAAGGAGAUAAAGGACAUAGGCCUGAAAAAGGGUACUGGCUGCAGCUGGAUUGCUGUGAAGAAUGAAGUCCAUAUUUUCCAAGCGAAGGAUGCUUCUCAUGAAAGGAACUCCGAGAUUCACGCGACUUUGUUGGAGCUAAAGAGGGAUAUGGAAGAUGACUUGGAGGAGGAGGAGAAAGUCUCAGAAGUGUGGCUGCACAGUGAGAAGAUUGCCCUGGCCUUUGGCCUCAUUUCUAUCCCCCCAGCAGUUCCAAUUAGGAUCACGAAGAAUCUUAGAAUGUGUGGAGACUGUCAUAGCGCCUUUAAAUUCAUUUCACGAAUUACUGGGAGGGAACUCAUUGUGAGAGACAAUGCCCGGUUUCACCAGUUCCUAGCUGGCCGCUGUUCUUGUAAAGAUUUUUGGUAAUCAUCAUUCUUUCUUAACAAUUCCUGGAUCAAGUUUAUUGAAUGUGGUCAUCUAAGAGAGAAGAUUCCAAAGCUGUACUCUCCUUCCAGUUUUUUCUUGGAUAUAUCUCUGCCAAAGAAAAAUUUCAGCCUGAUUUCUCAAGAAAGAAUCCUUUGAGAUACGCGUACCUGGCGAGAAUCUAAGCCAUUCGCUUUUCGGCAGUUUUCUUCUUCAUCUCCAUAGUGGGAUUAUUUUAGCAUUGGACAGUCUGGAUCUCUUGCAUGACAGCUGAUAUGGAGUUCGCCAUGAUCUUCUGCUCAGCAACCACUUGAACUUUCGCUGAAAUUCAUUGACUCGAGGUCUCAAGCAAGUUCGGCUUUCUUGGUUUGAAGCUGUGCAAUUUGUUCAUCUAUUUCUUGCACAAGAGAUGACUUGGAAUUUAUCUGAGAUUGCGAUUCUCCUGCUCUCUUCUUCAGCUCAUUGAACUCUCUCCUGAUGGAAGAAACCUUGUCCUUCAUGGCCUGAAGAUCUCCGAAAAAUUUGGUGGCCUGCUCAGCAAUUCCUUUAGUGUGCAGAAAAACCUCGCCUGCUCUGGAAAAUUUCUGAGUGACUUCAACUUAAGCAAUUGAUCGACAGUCAAGACGGGAUUGACUGUGAGUUUCUCUACCUAAAAAAGUAAUUACCUCUAGGCACCUUGGGGACAAUAAGCAUGAGAAAUUCAGGGCAAGAAUGGAAGAAAGUUUCUUGCACAUUUCCUCUACCAUAUUACAGUCGACAUAAGUGAAAGGAGUCUGCACCUGAGCUUCAUGAUUGUUUGCUGAGAAAGAAUAUGUUAUAAAGACUUUAGAUAGUCAUCAACAUCUUCUUCACACAAUUGAGCAUGAAGUUCCUGAACAUUUCGCACGUCUUGUGCCUCGAAAUCCUUGGAUGCAUAGCAACUAGAACUGAUACUUUAGUCAAGAGCAAUGUCCUCAAGAUCAAUGUGCUGCUCAAAGCCACAUUUCCAUUAGGGAACACAAGUCAAUUACAGUCUCGUCAUUUUUAGCAUUGGCUUGAGCUUGUAUAUUGUAAGAUUGUUGUGUGUGCCUCGGGAAGGCUUGUGCCUAUACCUAGCUAGAUCGUUGUGCUGCUAGCUCGCAAGCAUUAUGAAGAAGGGCAAGCAAAUAAUGGGAAAUGAAGUUCCGGGUGAGAAGGCAGUGAAGAUGAACAAUCUAUGUCUAUACGCUAUCAAACCUAUUCGUUCGGGUGAAGGUUUACCUUAUGCUCCAGUAGAUUGGCCGAAUCUUGGCGAUAUUUGGUAUUGGUGGCUUGGCAAUAGGACCUAUCAUUUUGGAUUUUAUCAAGACAGGUUCUUAUAUCUUCCAAACCAUCUCUGUGUCAGAGGCCUUAAUUGCGGGCAAGUCUUUGCUUAAACGCUAUCUCUUUGCAGUUUCCGAACUCAGAUGUCAAUGAGAUCUUUGCUUCUUUUAGCUGGAUGGUUUCCUCUACGAGGCAUCACUAGACGAAGAUGUGCAUCCAGAUCUCUUUCCACAGGUAACACUGGAUGAAAUUGCAUAUAAAUAGCCCCUUAUAAUUCCAGGAGGAUGAAAAAAGCGAGACCAGCUAUGUCACAAGCCCUUCCCUAGGUGCAAAACACGACAAUCUUACAAAAUACCAGCUCAAGCCAGCAUUAGAAAUGAUGAAUCUGUAAUUGACUUGUGAUCCCUAAUGGAUGAUAGCACAAGCAAAGUGGAUAUUCAAUUGUGGCUCUGAGCUACAAAUUGAUUUUGAGGAUGUUGUUCUUGACUAAAGGAUUUUGAGGCACAAGAUGGGCAAAAUGUGCAGGAACUUCAUACUUAACUUUGUGAAGAAAAUGUUGAUGACUGUCUAGAAGUCUGCAGACUCGUUUCACUUACGUAGGUUAUGAUAUGGCGGAGGAAAUGUCUACUCAUUGCAACAAGCUUUCUUUGAUUCUUGCCCAGGAUUUCUCAUGCUUGGUGUCCUCAAAGUACUUGAAAGAGAUUAGAAUUCAGUAGAGAAGCUUGCGAUCGAUCCCAUGUUGACUGUUGAUCAAUUGCUUAAGUUCAAGUUGAUUGAAGAAAUAUCCAAAGCAGUUGAGGUUUUUCUAUGCACUAAGGGACUUCGGGAGCAAGAGAAUUGCAGUCUUGGAUGGAUUUUAAGUCAUUUCUCGUGUGAAAAAUAGAUGAACAAAUUGCACAGCUUUAAUUCAAGAAAGCCGAACUUGCUCGUGACCUCGACUCGAUGAAGUUGCUGAGCAAGAAAAUCAUGGCAAACUCUAUAUCAGCUGUUGUGCGAGAGAUCCAGACUGCCAAUGCUGAAAUCUCACAUGGUAGAUGAAGAAGAUAAAAUAAAUAUUUAUAUAUUAGAAUUUUGUUUAAAGUGCUUUUUUUCAAUGUUCAAGAUUACCCCUAAGGCAUU
This is a messenger RNA of Eucalyptus grandis, 4571 nucleotides long. Its product is annotated as pentatricopeptide repeat-containing protein At4g14850. Bases 156 to 2174 code for a protein of 672 amino acids. The record is from RefSeq and is a predicted model, not a curated record. Gene Ontology annotation, molecular function: RNA binding; zinc ion binding; protein binding. Gene Ontology annotation, biological process: RNA modification. The transcript is spliced from 4 exons. Lineage: Eukaryota; Viridiplantae; Streptophyta; Magnoliopsida; Myrtales; Myrtaceae.